CAUUUGAGGUAUUUACAUAGAUAAAGAUUUAACGGGGUUGUGGUCAAAUCAAAAUGUGUUGAAGUUUUCAUGCGUGAUCGGUUGGCGAUUACUUUUGACUGAAAUACUGCACACAGCCAACAGCCUCAACUCAGUAACGAGUGCAUUUCCAAGGUCAAAUUUCGACCUCCGUGAGCUGGUCAUGGGUUUGACCAAGCAGUACCUGCGCUAUGCACCCAGUGCAGUGUUUGGAGUGAUAGGCAGCCAGAAGGCCAACAUCUGCUACGUGACCCUGAGAGGAGGAGAGAAGGGACGCUAUGUUGCAGUGGCAGCAUGUGAGCAAGUCUUCAUCUGGGAUGUGCGGAAAGGAGAGAAGGUCUUGAUCCUUCAGGGUCAAAAACACGAGGUCUCAUUCCUCUGCCCCUCACCUGAUGGGGUGCAUAUCGCUGUGGGUUAUGAAGAUGGAGCCGUGCGAAUAUUCAGCCUGAUGAAUGGAGAGAGCAAUGUGUCUUUCAACGGCCAUAAGUCCGCCGUCACCGUGAUGCACUACGACGCACUGGGAGCAAGACUUGUCACUGGCUCAAGGGACACAGAUGUGAUCGUGUGGGACAUCAUCAAUGAGUGUGGACUGUACAGACUUAAGGGACAUAAAGAUGUUAUUACACAGGCCUUGUUUCUCAAAGACAAAAACCUUCUUGUCACAAGUUCGAAGGACAGCUUUGUCAAGUGGUGGGACUUGGACACACAGCAUUGUUUCAAAACCAUGGUUGGCCAUCGAAGUGAGGUGUGGGGGAUGGUGCUGUUGAAUGAGGAGAACAGACUUCUGACAGGCUCGGCCGACAGUGAGCUCAGAGCUUGGAACAUCAAGUAUCUUGAUGAGGAAAGGGCAGAGGGUGAGCCCCAGGUGAAGAAACCACUGAUGGAUGGGGAUGAUGGUGAUGAUGCAGAGGAAAUGGAUGAGAGUCCUGAAGAGCGGAUUCUGGCUUGUUCCAAGGCUGGCUCCAUCCUCAGAGAGGCCAGAGAUCGAGUUGUUUCCCUCACCACGGACAAAAAAGCCCAAAUCAUUGCCUGCCAUGGAAACGAUUCCAUCUUGGAGCUCUUCACUGUCCUGUCAGAGGAAGAGGUGCGAAAGAAAAUGACCAAGAAGCUGAAGAAAGCAAAAAAGAAGGCAGCAAAAGCUGCGAGUGAUGGAGACUCUCAGGAGGCACAGCCAGUGGUGGAGAGGACAUUAACAGAUGAAAUUGUCAGACUGAGCAACAUCAAAGCUUCAGCUAAGAUCAGAUGGGUCGAUUGCAUGUCAUGUGCUGGUGGUGAGCUGAAGGUGGCGAUGCUGCUGCAGAACAAUACGAUCGAGACGUACAGCCUGAAGACUUCAGAUGCCACGGCUGCAGCCAACAAGACUUCUCGUCUCACUCUGGGAGGCCACCGCACUGACGCUCGCACCGUGGCCUUCAGCUCAGACAACCUGGCGCUUCUGUCUGCGUCCGGAGACACUGUCAAAGUUUGGAACAGAGCCACCCUGCAGGUGGUCCGCACCAUGGCCUGCGAAUACGCCCUCUGCUCGCUCUUUGUACCUGGUGAUCGGCAGAUCAUUCUGGGAACCAAGAGCGGUAAACUGCAGAUCUUUGAGUUGGCGUCGGGAAGCCUGCUGGAGACGGUGGAUGCUCAUGCUGGAGCGCUGUGGUCUCUCUGUUUAGCUCCAGACCAGAGAGGGAUCGUGACGGGGGGUGCAGACAAGACCGUAAAGUUCUGGGAGUUUGAGCUGAUCAAGGAUCAAGAGAGUGGACAGAAGAGGCUCACCGUGAAACACACACGCACACUGCAGCUGGAGGAGGACGUCCUGUGCGUGAAGUUGUCUCCAGACCACCGACUGCUGGCUGUUUCCUUGUUGGACUGCACCGUCAAAAUCUUCUACACAGACACACUCAAGUUUUUCCUGUCCCUGUAUGGUCACAAGCUGCCGGUGCUCAGCCUGGACAUUUCACAUGACAGCACUCUGAUUGCUACGGGGUCGGCUGAUAGGAACGUGAAGAUUUGGGGCUUGGACUUCGGCGACUGCCACCGCUCUAUGUUUGCUCAUGAUGACAGUGUCAUGUUCCUCCAGUUUGUCCCCAAGACUCAUCUGUUUUUCACGGCGGGGAAGGACAAGAAGAUCAAACAGUGGGAUGCGGACAAGUUCGAGCUCAUCCAGACGUUAGAGGGCCACCACCGGGAGGUCUGGUGCCUGUGCAUCAGUCCCAACGGUGACCACAUCGUGUCGUCUUCUCACGACAAGUCGCUGCGACUGUGGGAGAGAACGAGGGAGCCUAUUAUCCUGGAGGAGGAGAGAGAGAUGGAGCGGGAGGCGGAGUUUGAGGAGGGCCUGGCCAAGGGGGACAUGCCUGUGGUGCCCGGAGAGACGCAAGGAGAAACCGCACCAGCAGCGAAGAAAACCGUGGAAACAGUCAAAGCUGCCGAGCGGAUCAUGGAAGCCCUGGAGCUCUACAGGGAAGAGGGGAGGAAGAUGGAGGAGCACAAGUAUGCGUGUGAGAGAGCAGGCAAAGAGCUGCCUCCACCAAAGCCGAACCCCAUUCUUGUGGCCUUCGGGAAUAUUUCACCGACCCGCUACGUCUUGGACGUCAUCAAGAAGGUCCGGUCAAGUGAGCUGGAGGUGUCUCUGCUGGUGCUGCCCUUCCCGUAUGUCUCCGACCUGCUGACGCUGUUCAACAGCUACAUUCAAGACGGCCUGGAGGUGGAGCUGGUGUGCCGCUGCAUGUUCUUCCUGCUCAAGAUCCACUUCGGCCAAAUCUCCAGCAACCAGAUGCUGCUGUCUGUCAUAGAUAAGCUGCGUACAAAUACUCUUUCCAAAGUCCAGGAAAUCAGGGACGUGAUGGGCUUCAACAGCGCCGCCCUCCAGUUCCUGCAGCGGGAGAUCGAGAGUAAGGAGGAAGUGAUGUUCUUUGCUGAUGCGACGGGCCAACUGAAGGAGAAGAAGAGGAGGAGGAGGAAGAGGGAGCGCGUGAUUCUCACCAUCGCUUGAGCAACCGUGGACUGAGCUUGUUUUUGUAAACCGAUGA
Synchiropus splendidus (mandarinfish) is the source of this 3035-nucleotide messenger RNA. RefSeq names its product WD repeat domain 3 (gene wdr3). The record is from RefSeq and is a predicted model, not a curated record. NCBI's taxonomy places the organism in Eukaryota, Metazoa, Chordata, Actinopteri, Syngnathiformes, Callionymidae. The transcript has 27 exons. Gene Ontology annotation, molecular function: snoRNA binding; protein binding. Gene Ontology annotation, cellular component: Pwp2p-containing subcomplex of 90S preribosome; small-subunit processome. Bases 182 to 2998 code for a protein of 938 amino acids. Gene Ontology annotation, biological process: maturation of SSU-rRNA.